GGAUCUAUUUAAAUAUAAUUAGAUUGAUCUUGACUUGCUUCAGUUUUCAUAAUUCCUUGAAGUUUUAAUUUGAUGAACACUGUGCUUGCGUGUUGAAGUCUGGCGGAACCUUGCAAAAGUUUAUUUUUAUAUAAACUGCUUAGUUAUUCGAUAUAAGUGGGGUCAGUUAUCAGAAUAAUCAGCGUCGAGCUUACAUAAACAUUACAACGAUGUCUAACAAUCGCAAUAAAUAUGAGAAAGCUCGAAGACGUUUAUCUGCUGUGACAUUUUUAUCAAAUAUAUCAUUAGAUGGGAAGAUGAGAGACCCGGAGUUGGUUCAUGUAGUUGAAAAAACCCCCAAAAAAGACAAAAUAGAAUCGGCUUCAAAAGCAAUUGAUAUUGUUAAAGAUACUGCUUUACGAAACAGUGUCCGACACAAGAAUAAAGGGUCAAAUUCAAGCCCAGUCCACCGUAUUGGCGCCGACAAUCAUUCUGUUAGCUCAGAUUCAGAACACACCAACACUAUAACACCUGUAAAGGGUAUAAAUACUUCUUUCAUCAGGGAAAGAUGUUCUUCGGGAACAACAGAAUCAUUUAAGGAAAAGCAUGGCUCAUCUAGAUCUAGGAAAACUCACCUUGUUACCCUCACUGGUUCUAAUGCAGAUGAAAAGAGCAGUUCAGAAAGCCUUAACUUUGGCAAGUUUAGAACCAGUAACACUUGUAUCCCAGAACAUCAUGCAUUAACAAAAGAGGUCCGCAUGGUAAGACCAACUAAAGGAGUUUCAUUCAGGGAUGAGAGACUAGCAAUAGCACCAGGACAGGGUGCCCCUUGUGUUAUAUUCAGCACUAUACCAUACUCUAAGACUGUUCGCAAUGCACGUUCUGAUCUAAGAAAGGAUGGUGUUAGGAGGAGAAACACCUCAGGGCCAAGACCACUCUCAUCCAUUACCGACAAUGGUAUGGAUCCCUUUGACCUUCUUGGUUUGGAGAAGGAAGAAAACGGUCAGGAAAUAUCAUACUCAAAGCUGUUGGUGCCUUCAAAAGUAUGUACUAGGGAGCAGUAUAAAAAAAUGUAUGAAGGUGAUUUCACUGAGAAGGCUAAUUGGAAAAUAGUAAACAGACAUCCCCAUGUGAUAGCCAGGACUAAGUUAUUGACGAGGCACAAGGAUAAAAAAUGGUGUUUUUCUUAUGAAUCAUCUCAGAGGACUGCAAUUCCAUCAUCUCCACCACACUCUUCAGUUGAUAUGAAAACAUUUGACUGGGAUGAAGGGACGUUACUCUCGCAAAAAUAUGUUCAAUACUGCCCCAAUGUGCUAGAUGACCCAGAGCUCAUAGCUGGCAAGCACAGAACACUUCUGACGUUCACAUCCUACAUGACGUCUAUCAUUGACUAUGUGCGGCCACAAGACCUCAAAAAGGAACUAAAUGAUAAGUUCAGAGAGAAGUUCCCUCAUAUAAAAUUGACUCUCAGUAAAUUAAGAAGCAUCAAGAAAGAAAUGCGUAAGAUUGCUAAACACGACAGUGGUGGAGUUGAUUUACUGUCAGUCGCCCAGGCAUAUGUUUACUUUGAGAAAUUGAUUCUUGCAAAUCUCAUUAACAAAGACAAUAGGAAAUUAUGUGCUGGAGCGUGUUUACUGUUGUCUGCGAAACUCAAUGACGUGAAAGGAGAAGCUUUGAAGUCGCUUAUAGAGCGCAUCGAAACCACGUUCAGAGUAAAUAGGAAAGAUUUGUUGCGGUUCGAAUUCGCAGUACUAGUGGCUUUGGAGUUUGGCUUGCACGUACCUCCCUAUGAGGUGUUCCCGCACUACCAGAGACUGCUCCACGACUCGUGACCUUGGCGCAGACUGGCCUUCGAGCCAUGUAUACGGGUGUGUCACAGAAGACGUGCCACCAUCGUAGACAAUCUAAGAGCUAGUGCCUGGAUGUAAAGUGUUCAUUGAUAUUAGAACAAUGUUAAAAACAUUGUGGGUAUUUAAGAAGUGAGCUGUUAAAUAAAUAUUAGACGAAUCAUUACUCAUAAUAUCGUUAUAAUGAAAGUACGACUUCCUUUCUCACAGAGUAUGUAAACGCGGCGACCUAAAGGCGAAAUAACAGACAAAAAUUGAAAAGUAGCUUGAUGUAGAAAGUCUCUUAACCUAAAGGGACUCUAACUUAGAUUGUAAGCUAUCUACAUUGUGGAGUUUCAACUUGAAGCAGCUAAGAUGUAUCUUUGCUAAUAUUUUGUACAGCUUAGUGUUUAUGUAAUUUGUAGAAAGUAGACACAUUAAUUAACUUGGUAAUUAGAAUUAUUUCACUUAAUAUUACAUCGAAAUUACACCUAGGCAUGAGAUGGUCUACUAGAAUACAGGUUCAUUGAAAUCUUUUAGGUACAUAUGUUGUCAUAGUUUGUAAGAUGUAAGUAGUUCAAAUUCAAACAAAAUAUAUUGAUUACGCUAGCUAUUAUAUCCUGUGAAUAAAAAUAUUUUAUUAAUAUUUUAGAAGUAUUUAUGAAUUAAAUAUUUUUUUUCAAAUAUUCCUAUUAUGCAACGACACUAUGUGCUCCUCCUAAUUGACUAGUCACGGCAUCGUAAUGCUCAAGCAUACGUUGUAAUGUAGUAUAUAAUGUAAUAUUAAUUAGCUCAUCGGCCCCAAUAUACAUACAUAAUAAUAAUAACAUUGAAAAUUAUAAGCCUGUUGUUAUAUUACGAAACAAAUUGAUAAUAUUUAUUCGACACUGAAAGUGUGAAGUUGUGUUGUUAAUUGAAUAAUCAUGAUUAGUUGCAUAUUCGCCGGAUAAUGUUGCUCAAUCAACUGUUAUGUAAACAUUAGCUUACUGUAAAUGCAGUAUUAAAUAAACAAAUAGGUUAACAGAAAAUAUUGAUUAUCUUGCGAUGCCCAGGCGCUGCUUCAAAUUCUUAGAGUCGGCGCUCUUUACCAGCAUAGCACGACAGAUUGUGAUGCGGUAUCCCGACAUUCUGCUGAGAGCAAGUUGCAAGUUACAACCUUAUUUCAACUAGCUUAGCAAUCAUAAUUCCCCAAUGCAAGGCAUCCGUUACCUUGCGAAAUGCAAUGUGGUAUCGAAAUGAAGUAACGUGAACUCUAAAGUCAUUGAAAUAAGAUUGAAAAUAACUUGACUAGUAAUAAAAUCCAUUGCCAUACCGUGCCGUGCCGGCAGUGAGCACUGGCCCUUAUUGUACAUAUUUGAUCCUAUCUCUAGCAUCAACACCUCGCUAACUUAAGUAAAUAUUAUAAUGUAAUAAAUUGUAUUAUAGCCAAAUGAUGCAGCUGUGAUAUGAACACAUGUAUUUAUCUAUCUAAAUAAGCUAAGCUAAGUAAGUAAGUUGUCACAUCGGAAGUUAUUUAUUUUCGUUACAUUUGAGCUAGAGUGCGAAACACAUAGGUGUAAGUGUUAUUUUUAUUAUUAAGUACCUAAAUGGUGUGCAAUCUAAUGUUUGUUUUUAAUAAAUUCUUGAAAAAUGA
Spodoptera litura is the source of this 3438-nucleotide messenger RNA. RefSeq names its product CDK5 and ABL1 enzyme substrate 2. The record is from RefSeq and is a predicted model, not a curated record. Gene Ontology annotation, biological process: regulation of cell cycle. NCBI's taxonomy places the organism in Eukaryota, Metazoa, Arthropoda, Insecta, Lepidoptera, Noctuidae.